Molecule: messenger RNA, 999 nt
Organism: Verticillium alfalfae VaMs.102
Lineage: Eukaryota; Fungi; Ascomycota; Sordariomycetes; Glomerellales; Plectosphaerellaceae
Exons: 4
Coding region: 1-999 (332 amino acids)
Source: RefSeq, a predicted model, not a curated record
AUGUACGUCAAAUUCUCUCUCUUCCCCCCUCUCUCUCUCUUCCCCCUUCCCAGUCUUACCCCGCCGAUCGCCGCGGCCCGGCCGCAGCCCUGUCUCAGGGCCGCGUGCUUCUCCCACGCCUUCUGCAAGCGUGACGCCUCUCCCCUCCCCGUGCGUCAUGAUCGCGUUGCCGCCCUGCUGGUCAAGAACAGCCCCUGCGCCGAAGAGGAGUGGGUCGACAUUCUGUCUGGCCUCCUGACGCAGAACCCCGGUAAGGGCGUUGAGGCCAUCGCCACGGUGGAGAGCGAGGUCGCCAUCACUAUCACCGUGAGGCGGCGUGUCAAGGGUAUCACGCAACGCCUGGGCACGCUGGAGCUCAAGCACAAUGCCGACGAGGAGAUCGAGCUCUUUGAUUGGUGCGGCCUCGCGGCAGCUGCCGUCGUGCAGGCCAACGUGACGCUCGCCGCCGUCACGACCAAGCAGACCGAGCUGGAGGCGUCGGUGUGGCAGCUCAAGAGCCAGCUCGACGAGCUCGUCGAGGCGAAGAGGACGGACGAGACGGAACUGCUGCUUAAGUUCGCGACCUGCUCAACGCGAAAAAGACAUCACAGCCAGGCAAGGCGGGCCAAGACUGCUGGCCAGGGGCGCACGGCGACCAGGUCACGGGCAUCGAAGAGGAAAGCAGCAGCACCCGCGGCGGAGGACGACGACGACGGGUCAGACGACGGGUUUGAGAAGAUGGACGUCGACACGGCCGUCAGCAAGGAGGCUGACGCAGAAAUGUCUGACCAGCAGCGAGACACGACGGACGAUGAAACAGAGACGGCAAGCGAGCAUGACGAAGACGAAGACGAUGCGGAGGAAGAGGAGACAAAGCCGGCGCAACAACCGGCGAGAGUGCAGGAGGACGAUGCGCCGCCGCCUGCGCGAGCCCUGCCGUUCAUGAAGAAGACGGCAAAGAAGGCCGCGCCUGCGCCGCCGCCCACUGGUAGCGAGACCGAGUCGGAUGAUGAAUUGUAA